Messenger RNA from Rhizophagus irregularis DAOM 181602=DAOM 197198, 741 nucleotides. Lineage: Eukaryota; Fungi; Glomeromycota; Glomeromycetes; Glomerales; Glomeraceae. The record is from RefSeq and is a predicted model, not a curated record.
AUGUGGAAAGAUAAGUUAGAUACUUUAGAAAGGAUUGCAAAAGGCCUCUAUUCUAUUCAUAAAAAUGGAUUAGUUCAUCGUGAUUUUCAUUGUGGAUUAUGUCGACCAGCAAAUGUAAAAUCUUUUCAAGAUGAGUGUAAACAAGUAUAUGGAGUAUUACCUUAUGUAGCGCCUGAAGUUUUAAGAGGAAAAGAAUAUACUCAAGAAAGUGACAUUUAUGCAUUUGGAAUUAUUGCAUAUGAAGUCUGUACAGGACUUCCUCCUUAUCAUGAUAUUGCUCAUGAUAAAAUCUUAGCUAUUAGCAUUUGUCAAGGGCUUAGGCCGAAAUCUAAUUAUAAAAUUCCUCAACUAAUUUUGGACAUAAUUAAACAAUGUUGGGAUGCUGAUCCUUUAAAACGUCCUAAAGCAGAAGAAUUACAUGAUUUAUUAGGUGAUUUAGAAGAUGAUUUUAUUAAUGAUAAUGAAGCCAAAAAGCAAGCUGAAGAAGCAGAUAAAAUUAAUGAGAAGUUUACUUCUACAUCAUUACCAUAUAAUGGUACCACUCUUUCAUAUACUACAAAUCCUCAAGCAGUUUACACGAGUAGAAUUUUAGACUUUAAAAAUCUUCCAGAACCAAAAAAUGCUGUUGAUAACAAAGAUGAUGAUAAUUCAAUAGGCGGAUAUUCAGAAUCCAUAGAAGCAAUAGAUUUCACAAAUCUCAACCUAGGAUCCCGAACAAAUCAAAAAUAUGAAGAGUUUUAA